GAUUGCUUAUUAAUACUUUUUCAUACUUGUCCUUAAUCUUCAAUCUCAUCCUAUAAAAAAUAAGCCUACUUAUAACAAUUCCUCUUCAAUUAAUAUAAAAUAAAAUAUAGAGAAAUAUAAAUGAAAAAUUAGCUCCUUACCAUAUAAGGCGAAUCGACGAGCCACCGGACAAUUCACCACGAUAAUAACUUUGUUUCGAGUACGGCACUUUUAUGGGAGUUUAAAAAAUACCCACGUUUCGUUACAUUUUUAAACUAGGGAAUUGCGAUACAUUUGCGUGGCAAUAAACAGCUGAUUUCUGCUAACCCGAUGCUCUAAAUCGCCAUAUUUACAAAUCAUAAUCUUACUAGAGUCACUGCUCAUUAGAAUACAUACAAGUGUCAGACUUUUGAAUCGUGAAUUUUUUUAUUACUCUUUUACAAAAUUAAUAACUAGCAUAUAUUAGAGAGAUUAAAGUGUUUUAAAAAUAAACUGAUAAAAAUGACGAAAAGUGAUCUGACUGCUAAGGAAUGGAAGGAAAAGGGCAAUGAAGAAUUUAAUAACGGGUUUUUUGACGAGGCUUUGAGUUGUUAUACCAAUGCCUUGAGGCUCUCAAACGAAGAUAAUUUUGAUAAGGCUGUCUACUAUAAAAAUAGAGCUGCAGUUUACCUCAAGAAAAAAGAAUUUCAAAAGGUCAUAAAAGACUGUGAUGAGGCUCUAAAGAUUUCACCAAACGAUCCCAAGGCAUUGUUUAGAAGAUGUCAGGCCUAUGAAGCUUUAGAAAGAUUUGAGGAAGCUUAUCGAGAUGCUAGAGCUGUUAUAGCAGCUGAUCCAAGCAAUAAAGCUAUUCAACCAACCCUAGCUAAACUUCACCAACUUUGUCAAGAAAGAAUGCGUGAAAAUUCUAAAACAUCUGCUAAGGUUGCACAAAUGUUUGAAUUGGCAUUUGACUUCAAAGUUGACAAAGAAAAAAGGGAAGCUGCUAUGAAUAACUUACUUGUACUAGCUAAAGAAAAAGCUGGUGCAGAUUUGAUGUAUAAAGCUGGAAUGGCAAUGAAGAUCCAUACACUUCUGAAAACAGAAAAAAAUGAAAAUAUUAUAAUUGCAACUAUUCGCAUACUAGCAGAACUCUGCAAAGAUAAUAUUGAAAGAACCGAAAAAAUAUUACAAGACAUAGGUAUUCCCUGGUUUCUUGAUAUUAUAAACAGUAAAUCAGAAGAUCGAGUGAAUGCUGCUCAAUACUGCAUACAAGUUGUAUUAAAUAGCUACAGUAAAAUGGACAAUAAACCAGAUUCAAAGCCAGAUAAAGAGUACUGUGAAAAGUACAAAAAAGAAAUUGAUACCAUUCUUUCUAGUUUACUUUUUUGUACAACAAAUCGUACUUUUACUGGUGAAGGGAGAGAUGCUGUUAUAGAAAUAAUCAUGAGAAAUAUUCAUUACGAUGCCCUGAAUUGGGCUGAGCGACUUGUUGAACUUGGAGGCUUACAAAGACUAAUGGAAGUUGCUAGUGAAUUUGAAGAAUACAAGUAUGAGUCUGCUAUGAAUAUUACAUCGUCAACUAGAACAGUUACAAGCGUUUGCUUAGCUAGGAUAUAUGAGAAUAUGUAUUACGAUGCAGCAAAACAAAGAUUUGUAGAUGCCAUAGACGAAUUUAUUAAGGACAAAUUGAUAUCUCCAGAUAUUGAAUCAAAGGUCAGAGUAGUUGUGGCAAUUACUACAUUAUUGUUAGGACCAUUGGAUGUUGGAAACAAUGUAGUAGCUAAAGAUGGAAUUUUACAAAUGAUUCUUGUUAUGGCUGGUACAGAUGACAUUUUGCAACAAAAAGUUGCAUGCGAAUGUAUCAUAGCAGCAGCUUCAAAGAAAGAUAAAGCAACCAGUAUUAUCAAUCAAGGAGUGAAUAUCUUGAAAAAACUUUAUCAAUCAAAGGACGAUUCGAUUCGUGUUCGUGCCCUAGUGGGCCUUUGUAAACUGAGUAGUUCUGGUGGUACAGAUGUUUCUAUUCGGCCAUUCGCCGAUGGAGCUUCAAAAAAACUUGCUGAAGCUUGUAGACGAUUCUUAAUUAAUCCUAAAAAAGACAAAGACAUGCGAAAAUGGGCUGUUGAAGGUCUUUCUUAUUUGACAUUUGAUGCUGAAGUUAAGGAAAAAUUAAUUGAAGAUAGAGAAGCCAUACAGGCUAUGAUAGAACUAUCAAAAACUGGUGAUAAAUCAGUCGUCUAUGGAGUUGUUACAACAUUAGUAAACUUGUGCAAUGCUUAUGACAAACAAGAAAUUCUUCCUGAAAUGCUUGAGCUAGCUAAAUUUGCCAAACAUCAUAUUCCUGAAGAAUCUGAACUAGACGACCCAGACUUUGUUGCUAAAAGAGUCAUUGCUCUAGCUAAGGCUGGAGUUACUUCUGCUCUUGUUUCCCUUUCAAAAACAGAUAGUAAAAAUAGUAAGGAGCUCAUUGCUCGUAUAUUUAAUGCAAUUUGUGCACAAGUUGAUGUUCGAGGUACUGUAGUGCAACAAGGUGGCGCAAAAGCUCUCAUACCUCUUGCUUUAGAUGGUACUGAUAAGGGCAAAAAAACUGCUUCUCAAGCUCUGGCGCGUUUAGGAAUAACAAUCAAUCCAGAAGUAGCUUUCCCAGGUCAAAGAAUUUACGAAGUUAUUCGACCCCUCAUUAAUCUUUUAAAUGUAGAAUGCAGUGCUUUAGAAAAUUUUGAGUCAAUGAUGGCUCUUUGCAAUUUAGCAGGCGUAAAUGAUUUAGUUCGUAAAAGAAUUUUAAAGGAAGGUGGUUUUCCAAAAAUCGAAAACUAUAUGUAUGAAGAACACGAUCUAUUAAGACGAGCAGCUGCUCAAUGUAUCAAUAACUUGAUGAUGUGUGAAGAUACCAUUAAGUUCUAUGAUGGUGAUAAUGAUAGAACUAAAUAUUUGGUAGUAUUGUGUGAAGAAGAAGAUUUGGAUACAUGCUUAGCUGCUUCAGGUGCAUUGGCUAUGCUGACAGGAGUAUGCAAAGCUGCAUGUUGCAAAAUAUUUGAUUCUAAAAAUUGGCUUGAUGCUAUGAAAUAUUUAUUAGCCAAUCCUAAUCAAGAUGUACAACACAGAGGAGUUGUCAUAAUAAAUAAUAUCAUGAAUUGUUCAAAAGACGUUGCCACGAGGAUUGUACAAACUGAUAUCAUGGAAGUUUUAAUGGCACUCACAAAAAGUGAAUUGGUUGAAAAUCAAAAGAUCAAAAAAUUAGCAAUGCAAGCAUUAGAAGCUGCUGCCAAAUGGAAACUCAUGGAAAAAUGCCCAGAAUCAUCCCCAGUAGUCCCUGCUCCAAAACAAGUGGAAAAUGUUUUAGAUAAAGUAGAAUGAAUAAUUAUUUAUUGCACUAUAAAAAAUUGUACAUAUAACACUCAACACUAUUAACUGAGUAUUGCUAUGAAAUUAGUAAAAUCGUAUAUAAUGUUGCAAUCAAAACAGAUCGUGUUUUUCAUCUAUAAAGAUAGAACAAAAAUUGGUGCCUUACAAAUAUUCUAAAAAAUUGCAUUUCUUGUUAAUGUAGAAAAUGUUUAUUUAAUAUUAAAAAAAAUAAGUGUUAAAUA
Molecule: messenger RNA, 3542 nt
Organism: Trichogramma pretiosum
Lineage: Eukaryota; Metazoa; Arthropoda; Insecta; Hymenoptera; Trichogrammatidae
Gene: unc-45
Product: protein unc-45 homolog B
Exons: 5
Coding region: 481-3312 (943 amino acids)
Molecular function (GO): Hsp90 protein binding
Source: RefSeq, a predicted model, not a curated record